AUUUUUGAGCCAUAUUAUCACACUUUUGGAUUACUCUCAAGUACCCCGAUGUGGUAUAUAAAAGAGUGCAACAUUGCCAUACUAACAGCAUAGUUUGUACAUUUUAGGAACGCGAGAGUUCGACUAAUUUAAAUGAAGCUGUUUGGCAUCGCCUUGGUUGCAACCCUUGGUUGCUUCCUACCAGAAAGUAAGGGAGAGGGCCCUCUUGGUAGCCAUGCCCAUCUCUUCAGUGACGAAGUAAGCAACAUUGCCUUCCCCGAGGGAUUCAUGUGGGGAUACGCCUCGGCUGCUUACCAAGUCGAAGGCGCCUGGGACGAGGAUGGAAAAGGAGAAGGUAUUUGGGACUACGAUGCUCACAAUCACGCCGAUUGGUUUCCCGAGGGCCAAAAUGGCGAUAUAGCUUGUGAUGCGUAUCACAACACGGACGUGGACGUUGGUCUACUAGUGAGACAAGGCGUCAACACCUACAGAUUUUCCAUCGCGUGGUCCAGAGUUUUGCCCACCGGCCACAUUGACAACAUCAACGAGAAAGGGCUCGAGUACUACCGCGACCUCAUCCAGAAACUGAGAGCCAAUAACAUUGAGCCUUUGGUCACAAUGCACCACUGGGACAAUCCCCGAGCCAUCGAGGACGAGGGCGGCUUCUUGAACGAUGACAUUGUCCCCACUUUCGUGGAAUAUGCAAAUCUGCUCUUCGAGAACUUUGGCGAAGACGUCAAGUGGUGGACCACUUUCAACGAGCCCAAGCAAACUUGUGCGGGCGGAUACGACAGUGGCUACAUUUCUCCCCAGAAUCUUCAUCCAGGCACUGGCGGCUACAAAUGCGCCCACAACCUCCUCAAGGCGCACGCCAAAGUCUACAGACUGUACGAGCAAAAGUACAAGCCAACGCAAAACGGGAAAAUCGGUAUGGUUAUUGACGAGUCUUGGAUGGAACCUGCAUCUAACUCGACCGAAGAUAUUGAGGCCGCUGAGCGGGCUAGUUUGAUGACGUACGGCUGGUAUGCUCACCCGAUUGUUUACGGAGACUAUUCGGAAGUGAUGAGGCAAAGAGUGGAUGAGCGCAGCGCCCUCCAAGGCUACAGCGAGUCCAGACUUCCUGUGUUCACCGACGAGGAAAAAGAAGAACUUCGAGGAAGCUACGAUUAUCUAGCUGUUAACAUGUACACCACCGUGCUGGUGGCCCACCAAGAGGACGCUCCAAUCGAGGAAGUGAGUUUGGCCUCCGACCUUUCAGUCUACACCUACCAGCCAGACGAUUGGGAAAAGACUGUUACCGAUUGGUUCAAAGUGGUGCCUUGGGGUGCACGCCAUUUGGUGCGCUGGAUCCGAGACACUUACGGCGACGAGAAGGGCAUCAUCGUUACAGAAAAUGGAUACCACGACUCUGGAAAUGAAAUGGACGAUCUGGAAACCAGAGGGCGAUACCAUAAGCUGUACCUCAGCAACCUGAACGACGUCAUCUACCAAGACGGAGUAAACCUGAUCGGUUAUGUGGCCUGGAGUUUGAUGAAUGACGUCGAGUGGUACGCUGGAUGGCUAGUGAAUCUGGGCCACUACCACGUGGACUUUGACAGUCCAGAGCGCACGAGGACUCCCAAAGCGUCUGCCGAAUAUUUCCGAAAGGUCGUCACCACCAACUGUCUAGUGGACUCGUGCGAGCCAACAACCAAGAAAAUCCGCCUGUAAGAUUUGCUUUUAAUAAAUAGAUUUUCCUGA
Messenger RNA from Dendroctonus ponderosae (mountain pine beetle), 1719 nucleotides. RefSeq names its product myrosinase 1-like. The record is from RefSeq and is a predicted model, not a curated record. The coding region runs from base 133 to 1689 and encodes 518 amino acids. NCBI's taxonomy places the organism in Eukaryota, Metazoa, Arthropoda, Insecta, Coleoptera, Curculionidae. Gene Ontology annotation, biological process: carbohydrate metabolic process. Gene Ontology annotation, molecular function: beta-glucosidase activity. The transcript is spliced from 10 exons.